AUGAGAGGAAUUAGACGGUUUGGGCUCCGGGGGAAGCUAAGUCCCCGGUACCUUGGAUCGUUUGAGGUGUUGGAGCAGGUCGGCGCGGUGGCAUACAAGGUAGCAUUACCACCGAGGCUUGCGGGAGUAUACGACGUGUUCCAUAUAUCGAAUCUCCGCAAGUAUAUUCAUGACCCCGAGCAUGUCCUCUCGUUUGAGCCGUCGGAGAUUCAAAAGGACAUGACCUACGAGGAGUACCCGGCGUACAUUAUCGACCGAGAAGUGAGAAAACUACAGAACCGUGAGAUUCUGUAUGUUAAAAUUCGUUGGAGUAACUAUGAUGAUCGGAAAGCUACUUGGGAGCUCGAGAGCGCCAUACGGGAGCAUUACCCUCAUCUCUUCAAUGAGCUGAAUUGA
Ananas comosus (pineapple) is the source of this 396-nucleotide messenger RNA. RefSeq lists its product as uncharacterized. The transcript has a single exon. The record is from RefSeq and is a predicted model, not a curated record. Bases 1 to 396 code for a protein of 131 amino acids. Lineage: Eukaryota; Viridiplantae; Streptophyta; Magnoliopsida; Poales; Bromeliaceae.